AUGGCAUGCUGGGACUUGCAGCACAGUCCUAGCGUGGUGGGAGAGGUGGGCGGCCAGCAUCCUACGCUGUCCCUGUCAGAGACGGACCUGGGCCCCCCCUUCCGGGGCUCCCAGUCUGGAUGGAAGGUCCAGGGCUUGUUCAGGGCACGUUGCAACUGCAGGCAGGACCCAGAGGGCCGCACGGCCCUGGCCAGGAGCGCUGUUGCUGUGCAGCCAGUGAGGGAGGGCUUCCUUACAGGGCUGGCUCAGGCCUCCCAAGUGGACUCUGGGGAGUGGGUGGGGCAGGGAAGUUCCAAUGCCGCUGUCUGUCCUGGGAGCCUGGACUGCGCCCUGAAGAGGCGGGCACGGUGCCCCCCGGGCGCACACGUCUGUGGGCCCUGCCUUCAGCCCUUCCAGGAAGAUCAGGAAGGGCUCUGUGUACCCAGGAUGCGCCGGCCUGCGGGGGAGAACCUGCCCAGGCCGAGACUGGAAGACGAGAUUGACUUCCUGGCCCAGGAGCUGGCCCGGCAGGAGCCCCGGCACUCCAGGCUCACGGCCCAGCCCCAGCUUGAAGGCGGACAGCAGCACCUGGAGCCCGCAGCCACCCUGGGGCUCUCAGAGCGUCGCCAGGGCCCCAACCUGGGCCUCCCCUCCACUCGGGGAGCCCCGGCACCCACGGUCCACACAUCCUUGGGCUCCCCUGUGUCGUCUGGGCCGGUGCACAUGUCUCCCUUGGAGCCCCGGGGCGGGCGCGGUGAUGGCCUCGCCCUCGGGCAGGACUGUGCCCUCCAGGAAGGACAGUGUGAUUUGUGGAUGGAUGGCAGUGGACACCCCUGCCUUGGAGGUGGGCCCCCGGGGGGCACAGCAGGGAUGACCACCCAGGGCGCAGCAGGCUGGCAGCGACCUUAG
Messenger RNA from Puma concolor (puma), 888 nucleotides. NCBI's taxonomy places the organism in Eukaryota, Metazoa, Chordata, Mammalia, Carnivora, Felidae. The record is from RefSeq and is a predicted model, not a curated record.